This is a messenger RNA of Arachis duranensis, 1811 nucleotides long. RefSeq names its product glycosylinositol phosphorylceramide mannosyl transferase 1. Lineage: Eukaryota; Viridiplantae; Streptophyta; Magnoliopsida; Fabales; Fabaceae. The record is from RefSeq and is a predicted model, not a curated record. The coding region runs from base 375 to 1370 and encodes 331 amino acids. The transcript has 5 exons. Gene Ontology annotation, molecular function: glycosyltransferase activity. Gene Ontology annotation, cellular component: membrane.
UCUCUUCUUUCUCUUUCGUCUGACGAGAGAGAGUCUCAAAUAUCCAAAAACGCGAAGAAUCAUAGACAGGACAGAACUGAACAGAACAAGUUCACAUUAAAGUUUAAACACACUAACACCGAACUCGCUUCAUCCAUUCCGUCAUUUAUUUUUCUUCAUUAUUCUUUUCCACUUUUCCUAUUUUACCCUGCAUCCACGCCGCACCGUAACAUCUCCCCUGUAACGGCUCCACCAUAAGGCACGUGCCGCGCGUGGUUGGAGCUUCGUCCCUCUCCUGCAAACCUAAUCGACCAUGGAAGGUGGCGCGUCGCCGAGUUGCCGUUGCUGAAACGGACCGAUCCGAGUCGAUUCGUAGGGUUCGGCGAUUCCAUUGAAUGAUGAGAGGGAGCUGGUUCUUGAAGCGGCGUCCGGAGCAGAGGUUCCGGUUGUUGGCGGCUUCCGCCGUCAAAUCUGCCAGGAUCAACCUCCUCCUCUGCUGUUGUAUUGCUUUGGUGCUCAUCGUACUCGCCACCACCAUUUCCACCUUCGUCGUGUUCUCUGAUCUCCCUCCUUCGCUUCCUCGCUCCCAUGCUUCGGGAAAAGGAUAUUCUAUUGUAAUGAACACAUGGAAGAGAUAUGAUCUCCUAAAGCAGUCCAUCGCACAUUAUUCAUCCUGCCCUCGACUUGAAUCGGUACAUAUAGUUUGGAGUGAACCGGAUCCUCCUUCAGAUGAUCUUUUAAAAUUUCUUCUUCAUGCAAUACAGUCCAAGUCUAUAGAUAGGCGACAAGUGAAAUUGAAGAUUGAUAUCAACAAGGAAGAUAGUCUGAAUAAUAGAUUUAAAGUAAUUAAGGAUUUGGAGACAGAUGCUGUCUUUUCUAUUGAUGAUGAUGUCAUAUUUCCUUGCUCUUCAGUGGAAUUUGCAUUUGAUGUUUGGCAAAGUGCUCCAGAUACAAUGGUUGGGUUUGUACCUCGGGCACAUUGGUUGGAUUCAUCGGAAAGUGGUGGCAUUAAAUUUAGAUAUGCGGGGUGGUGGUCUGUGUGGUGGACAGGUACAUAUAGCAUGGUACUUUCAAAGGCAGCUUUCUUCCACAAAAAGUAUUUCAGUGUCUACACGAAUGAGAUGCCAGCAUCAAUUAGAGAAUAUGUGACUCAUAAUAGGAACUGUGAAGAUAUUGCAAUGUCUUUCCUCGUUGCAAAUGCCACUGAUGCACCCCCAAUAUGGGUCCAAGGUAAAAUAUUCGAGAUUGGAUCCACCGGGAUAAGCAGCUUGGGAGGGCACAGUGUAAGAAGAACAGAAUGUGUCAAUAGAUUUACUGCUGUAUAUGGGCGGAUGCCCUUGGUAUCUACUUCAGUGAAGGCUGUUGAUAGCCGUAACAUCUGGUUUUGGUGAGUUACUGGAUUUUCGAUUUUCUUGGAAUGUUAGAAAUUAUUCCACCGUCUUACAGUUAGCUAGUAGAGUAACCCGAUUCUUGAUAGUUAAAUAGCUGUAUAAUAUCGAAUUUUAGCAGGGAGAGCAAACUAAGAACAUUGCUUAGCUUGAUUUCUUGUAUUAUUGGCUUGUAAUACAAGAUUACCGAGUCUAUUUUUGUCUCAUCAUAUAGAUUUCGAUUGUAGAGUUAAUAUUAUACCCUCAUCCAAGAAACUCCAUCCUAUUUUUGUGUAUCUUUGUAUUUAAAGACAAAUCCCAGAGAUGGUGAGUGUAAUUUACUCCAUACCCUUCCCUCCCUCCUCCUCUCGCUUUCUUUUGUCUGUACCUCUUUUGUCAUGGGAUAAAAGGUGUGAUGAAACAUAGACAAAUGAACAAAAUAAAGUCUCGAUUGAUAACAACUAA